Molecule: messenger RNA, 803 nt
Organism: Lycium barbarum (goji berry)
Lineage: Eukaryota; Viridiplantae; Streptophyta; Magnoliopsida; Solanales; Solanaceae
Product: mavicyanin
Exons: 2
Coding region: 105-617 (170 amino acids)
Cellular component (GO): plasma membrane
Molecular function (GO): electron transfer activity
Source: RefSeq, a predicted model, not a curated record
CUUGUUUCCUAAAUUGAAGGUCAGGUUUAUCUCAAAAAACUAGCUACUACCUAUUUAUAAGCUGUGAAAGCAAGUGUGGAAAAAAUCAAUUUAUUACAACCAAUAUGGAGGCUCUACGCAAAUCUUUGUUUAUUUUUGUUAUUGUAGCGGUUAUGAUCCAGAAAACAGCAAUGGCGGCCCAACACGUUGUUGGAGGAAGCCAAGGAUGGGAUGAAUCCACUGAUUUCAAAUCCUGGUCUUCUGGUCAGACAUUCAAAGUUGGAGAUACACUAGCAUUUAGGUACAAUCCAGGACUUCACAGUGUUGUAGAACUCGAGGGUGAAAGCUCAUACAAGAGUUGUGAUAUAAGCAGUUCCGUGAACUCGAUGAGUGCGGGCAACGAUGUUGUUAAACUAAACAAGCCAGGGACUCGAUACUUUGCUUGUGGAACAGCAGGUCACUGUAACCAGGGAAUGAAGCUUAAAAUCACAACUGUUACUGGAAGUGCACCUUCUAAUCAGGCUGCCUCUUCCACACCUAGCUCCUCUUCUGCAGCUUCUUUUCGGAUUUCUACUCCGUUCUUCGCUUUCAUUGCUGCAACUUUGACUAUACAAAUAACUAUAGUCUUUCUGUUAUAAGAAAUAUUUUUGCUUAAUGAUUCAAUGUUUUGCACUUGAUGAGGCGGAGUAGCUGGUAUUUAUACGGAGUGGAGCACUAUGUUAAUUUUGUCCCGUAAGUUGUUCAUGUGAUGUAUUGUGAUUCUUUUACUUCAAAUUUUGUUAAGACUUUGAAUAAUGACAGUAAUUUGUUUGUAUUGUUGAUUA